AAGUAGCAGUAUUCAAAGAGACGUGGUUGGAUCUUCAAGAGGCUACCGAAACUCUUGAACCUCGGUACAGCCUAAGAAGCAGUCACCUAAAAGAAUCACUGUUCAGUGAUCCUUCAUAACUAAAAGACAUUCAUCAGACGCACCGUAGCUAUGGUAGGGGUUACAAGUUCCUGGUCAGUCCCUCGUUGGAUAAUGGUCAGCAUCUUCCUGAUCGGUUGGAUUCACCUAUCAGCAGGAAAGUGCCAACACUAUGGUCACGCUUGUCUCGGAGCCCAUGGAAAGAAACGAGCAGAAGAGAGCUUUACUAUCAAUUCAAUCCGACUGCCACAACAAAAUCCCGUGCCAAUCCCACGACAAUUUUCUUUUCUUGCCAACGAAGAUUCAUCUGAAGAAGUAAUGAAGGUUUCCGCCACCGAGCCAGGUGACCACUUUGCGACUCAAACCCGCCGUCUGAUUGGUAGACGUUUGCCUCCUGGAUUCAUAUUCACCGUACUGACGUCACAACGUAAUGGAGGCUGACUUCCUCACGUACUCAACGGACGUUAAUUCAUUUUCUUUUCAAUGCCUGCAAAUGAAGAAAUAAAGAGAAUAAGUAACUGUAACGCAACACUGACUGAGUUGGCUAUUGGCUGGCUGUUGGCGCUCAUUCCCUUAAUGUAAAAUCUCCACACAGAAAUCUGCAUCAAACCUGUCCUUAAAGAUGACCUGUCUAUGUACUAGUUCUGCCAAGUUAGUAUUAACAUCUAAAUUGUUCAUUGCAAUUGUAUGAAAAGAUGAUGGAUAUCGUUCAGUCAGGUAUGAAUCUAUGCUGUUCCACUAAUAUCCACCUAUACAGUCACAAGAAAAGAAUAUUAAACUUUUCAACUACCCUAAUAAAA
Messenger RNA from Daphnia carinata, 878 nucleotides. RefSeq lists its product as uncharacterized. The transcript has 3 exons. Bases 151 to 519 code for a protein of 122 amino acids. Lineage: Eukaryota; Metazoa; Arthropoda; Branchiopoda; Diplostraca; Daphniidae. The record is from RefSeq and is a predicted model, not a curated record.